AGCAUCAUUUUGAAGCAAACACAGAUACAAACAGGGUUGUUAUUGUUGUGAGUUUACCGACUUUGCUCACAGGAUGAAGCCGAGUCAAAUGUUUGUGCCAAUUGGUCAUCUGUGAUCAAGUGUUUUAUGAAUCAUCAUCAUUGCAAUAAUAAUCUAGUCAUAUUGAUUUCACUGUUAUGAUUAUGAUGGCAUCCAACAAUCAAAUGCACAACUAUCUGCGUGAAAUACGCGGCAUAUCUGGUGUUGUGAUGACCAGUGAUUCAUCGUCAUCUUCUUCGUUGGUUUGUUCGGGUAUCAAAUCCACUUUGGACGCAAGUAGCAGUAGCAACAGCAAUCCAUUGGCUGAAUCGUAUGGACAACAACCGAAAGCUUUGAAUCGUCAGAGUCGUGUGGUGCUGCAUCCCCAAUUACAUCAGCAACAUCUGAAGAAUGUCUGGAAACAUUACUUGUAUGAACUUCAGCAACGGGCGCCCACACCCAAACGAGUGGUUUGUCCAUUUGUGAUACGAUCGCGACCCUCCCACUAUGGUCGAGAAUUCCAUGGCAUUAUGUCGCGUGAUGAGGCCGAACAAAUCCUGCUCGACGAUGGCAAACAGGCGACGACUGAUCAGACUUCUCAUCACCACCAGGACGAUGGGCGCUAUCUGAUACGUGAAUCGUCGCGUCAAAAGUCUCAGAUGACGCUGUCGUUGCGGUUCAACAAUCAAACAAAGAAUUUUCGACUUUUUUACGAUCAUCAAGGUGGCCAGCACUACGUCAACGAACUGAAGCGUUUCGACACUGUCCAUGACUUGGUGGCCGAUGGUCUCAUCACACUUUAUGUGGAAUUACAUGCCGCCGACUACAUUGCCAACCUGGCCAAUCAGUCUCGAUACGAAGAAUCGCCCUACAUGACGUUGCACAAGAAUCGACUUUUGAAAACCAACAAACAGACACGGUCCGCGUGUAAAUUGGACAAUGUGCAGAUAAUGCCCAUUCAGCCGCAAGAAUUGUGUCUGCAAGACGAUCCCUGUGAUGAUGAUGAUUCGUUGGAUCGGAAAUUUGAUGUUCGUCUGUACGAAAAGGCUCACAAUUUUCGGACGCACACGUUCAUCGGACAUCCGUGGUGUGAUUUUUGCGGCAACUUUAUCUGGGGACUCAUAGGACAAGGUGUCCGCUGUGAAGACUGUGGCUUUGGAGCUCAUCGGAAAUGUUCAGAAUCUGUGCCAAACGACUGUUGUCCCGAUUUACGUCACAUUCGUCGCAUAUUUGGAAUCGAUUUGACCACGUUCUGCAAGGCCAGUCAAUUGCCGCGACCAUUCAUCGUUGAACUGUGCGUCGCCGAGAUAGAACGUCGUGGUCUUCGUGUCGAGGGACUUUAUCGUGCCUGUGGUUCUUCUGACGAGAUUGACCUGUGGAAGAAUCGAUUCGAAACGGACUGGGAACACACCCCCUUGGCUCAGAUUGAAGACAUUCAUGUGGUGACUGGUCUGCUGAAACAGUACUUGCGAUUGCUGCCCAUUCCGUUGAUAACAUUCGAUUCGUACCAACGUUUCGUUGAUUCGGCAAAAAAAAGCUGCCAAGAGCAAGCCGUACAAGGAUUGCGGGAUGCGUCUCAUCAUUUGCCGCCAGCCCACUAUCAAACGCUCAAAUUCCUGAUUGUCCACUUAAACAAGGUCUGUGCAUACGAGGACUACAACCUGAUGUCGGCGAAAAACCUGGGUUUAAUAUUCGGUCAGACGUUGAUAUACACGCCCAACAUUCCGAUGAUGUUUCAGAUGAUGAAUUGCUGCUGGGAAUACGAAUCCAAGGCCAUCGAAUUGAUGAUUCUGUUUCAUGAUAAAAUAUUCAAGUGAAUCUAUCCAUGUAAAUAAACUAGGAAUGAAUCCAAUAAUAAAUGUUACGUUGCUUUACUCAUCUUAUUCAA
Messenger RNA from Dermatophagoides farinae (American house dust mite), 1906 nucleotides. NCBI's taxonomy places the organism in Eukaryota, Metazoa, Arthropoda, Arachnida, Sarcoptiformes, Pyroglyphidae. The record is from RefSeq and is a predicted model, not a curated record.